GGGGAGCGGAGCGGAGCGGCGCGGAGCGGCGCGGCGCAGGGCGGCCAUGACGGCGCACGGCUUGGCGCUGCCCCUCGUCCUCUUCUCCGCCUUCUGGGGGCUCGUGGGCGUCGCCGCCCCCUGGGUCGUGCCCAAGGGGCCCAACCGCGGGGUGAUCAUCACCAUGCUGGUCACCGCCGCCGUGUGCUGCUACCUCUUCUGGCUGAUCGCCAUCCUGGCGCAGGCCAACCCCCUGUUCGGGCCGCAGCUGAAGAACGAGACCGUGUGCUCCCGCUGCUGCUCCAGCGUCUCCCCUCCCGCCCCAGGCAGAGGUCCCAGAGGUGCUGGGCCAGAGGCCGGCCCCGCGGCCCCAGCGCACCCUGAGCUCUGCGCCCCUGCCUGGGAUGAGGAGCUCGUGCAGGCAGGAACCUCCCUGCGGUCGGUCCCCGGCUGCGGCUGGCAGGGGCGCGAUGCGGGAGGUGCUGGGGUGUCGGGCCGGGGGCUCUGCCUGGCAGCCUGGGGCUGGAGGGGGGCCCUGUCAUCACCUCCCGCCCCAGCAGCGAGGGUGCCGCAGUAGUGUCUAGGUACCGCCGUCCCUCCCACCCAUGUCCUGAGAACUUACGGAGUCGUCCCUUGCCCCUAUUUAUCAGAUACGACUUAUCUGUAUUUAUUUAUUUGUCUGUGCUAAGUUUGUGUUGUGGAAAUAAAUCCUUUUUUCGUAAGUGAUGCUGGAAGCAGUCACUUGCUGCUUGGAGGCAGA
Molecule: messenger RNA, 739 nt
Organism: Cygnus atratus (black swan)
Lineage: Eukaryota; Metazoa; Chordata; Aves; Anseriformes; Anatidae
Product: V-type proton ATPase subunit e 2
Exons: 4
Coding region: 47-556 (169 amino acids)
Biological process (GO): proton transmembrane transport
Cellular component (GO): proton-transporting V-type ATPase, V0 domain
Molecular function (GO): proton-transporting ATPase activity, rotational mechanism
Source: RefSeq, a predicted model, not a curated record